Messenger RNA from Hippocampus zosterae (dwarf seahorse), 1461 nucleotides. Its product is annotated as serine/threonine-protein phosphatase 5-like. Gene Ontology annotation, molecular function: protein binding; protein serine/threonine phosphatase activity. NCBI's taxonomy places the organism in Eukaryota, Metazoa, Chordata, Actinopteri, Syngnathiformes, Syngnathidae. Gene Ontology annotation, cellular component: nucleus; cytosol. The record is from RefSeq and is a predicted model, not a curated record.
AUGUGUAUAGUAGCGAAGGCCUGUCACCAGCAGGUUUAUUCCAAUUCAACAAAAAUGGAAAAGGUGGAGAAAUCCAAGACCAAGGGCAACGAGGCCUUCAGGGUCAACAAUUUCGAGUCCGCCAUCGCGCAUUACUCGGAGGCGUUGGAAGCACUAGGUGACGGCGAGCCCAAGAUGGCCUCGGUGAUUCUGUCCAACCGGCAGUGCCAUAUCAAGCUCGAGAACUGCGGGCUGGCCCUGCAGGAUGGCUCUCGGGCAGUGGAGCUGGACCCAGGCUACCUCAAGGCCUACUACCGCAAGGGCUCUGCGCUGCUGAUACUGGGCAAGCUGGAGGAUUCACUAGCGACCUUUAACAAGGCCUUCGAAAUUACCAAGGACCAGGACAUCCUCCCCAAGGUCUACGAAGUCAAGGCCUUGCUCAAGCAGCAGAAGAAGAUCGGAGGCGAGGCAGUCGACGCCCUGAAAAUGCUGGACUCGCUCGACUAGAUCGAAGUCGAGGCAGGCUACUCCGGCCCCAAGCUCGAAGACAAGCUCACGCCCGAGUGGGUGCAAAGCCUCAUGGACCAUCUCAGCCAGAAGAAACUACACCUGAAGUACCUCCUCGCUGUGCUCAAGAAGGCCCGAGACAUCCUCCGGAAGGAAAGGACGAUCGUUCCGAUCAGAGUUGGAGGGUUCUGCCACGUAACCGUUUGCGGAGACAUCCACGGGCAGUUCUACGACUUGCUCAACAUCUUCGCAUUGAACGGCAACCCUUCCCCCUAGAACUGGUACCUGUUCAACGGCGACUUCGUGGACCGCGGGUCAUUUUCGAUCGAGGUGAUAACGACCCUGCUGGCGUGGAAGGCCUGCUACCCCAGCCACUUCUUCCUGAACCGCGGCAACCACGAGGCGGUGAUGGUCAACAAGAUCUACGGGUUCGAAGGGUAGUGUCUGGCCAAGUACAGCAAGGAGGUCUACGACAUCUUUUCGGAUGUGUUUAGGGCCCUGCCCCUGGCCUCCCUCAUCAACGACAAGGUCUUCGUGUGCCAUGGCGGGCUGUUCCAAAAAGACGGUGUCACGCUUAAGGACAUUGAGGCGAUCGACCGCUUUAAGGAGCCGCCUCAGGAGGGCAUCUUCUCGGACCUGCUGUGGGCGGACCCCACCUAGAGCGCCGGCAGAGCCCCCAGCAAGCGAGGCGUGGGGAUGUCGUUCGGGCCGGACAUAACGCGGGCGUUCCUGAAGGGCAACUCGCUGGACCUGAUCGUGCGGUCACACGAGGUGCGGAACAACGGCUACGAGGUGGAGCAGGAGGGCCAGCUGAUAACAGUGUUCUCUGCGCCGAACUACUGCGACCAGAUGGGCAACAAGGGGGCGUUCCUGCGGUUCGACAGCGAGGGCAAGCACGAGGCGAGGGUGUUCGGGCACGUGCCGCACCCCGACAUCCCGGUGAUGGCCUACAACCGGUUCAAGGGCAUGAUCUGA